Drosophila hydei is the source of this 2743-nucleotide messenger RNA. It is a transcript of the gene hfw, whose product is annotated as protein halfway. NCBI's taxonomy places the organism in Eukaryota, Metazoa, Arthropoda, Insecta, Diptera, Drosophilidae. The record is from RefSeq and is a predicted model, not a curated record. The coding region runs from base 227 to 2074 and encodes 615 amino acids. The transcript has 4 exons. Gene Ontology annotation, molecular function: protein binding.
UUGUUUUUGUAUAUUUCUGAUUAAAUUAUAUAUUCUGUAUUUUUUUAAACAUAAAACUCAUUGUUAUUUAACGUAAGUGCCUGACUGAUAUGACUGAAAUCAAUUCUGCGAAGUUGUAUUUUUAGCAUGCGCAGACAGUUUAAAGAUAAAAUCAAAUAUAAAAUGUGAUCAUAUUGUGUGUUUUUAAAAAUACGAACGCUGAUUUACCAAAUCGCAAUUUUCAUUGAUGUGCUACACCCCAAAUGCAAUGAUUGCAUAUAAAGAUUUGGUUCUAAUCGUAAUGCUAGCUCACGCAUGCGCGCGUCCUGAAGAGCUAGCAGCACAAACAGUUCCGCCACAGCCUUUCGCAGCAACCCCCUCGGCGACGUCGUCCCAGUUGGUAACACAAUCGAUAGAAGCAGCCGCCGUGACAUCGCCACCUGUACCGCAUCAGGCGGUCAUCGAGAGGCAAAGUGAAGUCGAGAAAGCGGAUACAGUGCCCGCUGUAACACCGGUGGCAAGUACCACUGUUGCAGCGCCGUCAGCCGCAGUCUCUUCUGAAUUGCCGGAAUACUUGAAGAACUGUUUUUAUGCUGAAGAGGAGCUGUGUCUCAAUUGGCGGCGUCACAAUGGCAGCAAUGGUGAUGAGCCACCUGUAUUUGAUCGUGUGGAGAUGACUAGUGUCAAAUUGGAUGCUGGAGAAGAAAACAUUACUGCUGACAAUAUGACUGCGCACAGCGCACAAAAUGGAAGCCUCUUGCAAUCCCAGAGUCUCCAAGGUCGUGAUCGCGACUCGAACAGCUGCCAAUGCAGGGAGCAUCCGACUCGAGCCAAUUCUUGGUACUGCUGCAACAUUACGCACAUUUCGACAAUCUCAAGCUGCAGUAACAUAUCCAAGUGGACAAAUCUGCAUGUGCGCAACCUCAGCGUGCAUGCAAUGAACCUUUCCAAUCCCAUAUAUCGAUCGUUGCAGUCGCUCGCCGUUACGGAUGGCAAUAUUAUGCAAUUGACAAAUGCCUUUCCGCGUCACUCGAAGCUUAAGUGCCUUAACAUAUCGAAUAAUAAUAUAUCAGACAUCGCAUCACGAGCCGUUAAAGAUGUGCCUCAACUGGAGUUUUUUGGUAUAUCGAAUAAUCUGCUAUCCCGUGUUCCGAAUCGCAACCAGAACAAGCACAUAGCUUUAGAUAUUAGUGGGAAUAUGCGUCUGCUCUGUGAGCCCCUAAACGAGAUUAUUUAUGGCGACUCAUUUAACUUUGUCAAUCCGGAAAACUCUUUUUGCUUGUACAAUGCGACACACAAGUGGUUCAACUCAACAAAUUUAGUAUCAGUCAAGCAGCUGGAGAGUAUCAAGAAAUGUGGCACCAAAUGUCCGGUUAUUCCGAACUAUGGGAACUGCUCUUGUAACAUUUAUAAUAUGAUGAUAAUACAGGGGGAUCAAUCACGAACCGUUUGCCAUGUAGAUUGUUCAAAUCUUGGCCUGAUUGAGCUCCCAUCUCUGUUGCCGGACAAUACAUUCACCCUAAACAUAAGCAACAACAAAAUAAGCACCCUGGGUGAUCAUUUUCAUACGAAUCCCACCUAUUACAAUAUUGUCAAGCUGGACGCCGAUAAUAAUCAUAUAUCAUCCAUUUACGAAUUUGAGGGCACAAAGUUCAUUGAGCAAUUUCAACGCCUUUACAUACGCAACAAUUCUCUGACUAAGAUUCCCGAAUACUUUUUGAACAAUGCUCUUAUGGAUACGGGCAUUGGGCGUCGCAUUUAUCUUGCAGAGAAUCGACUUCAAUGUGAUUGCAACUCGGCAAAAACGCUACAAAACUGGCUUAAGGAACGCAGCACAGAUAUACCAGAUUAUAUGGACAUACGAUGCCGCAACUUACCUCAGAGUGUUAUUGAACUGCAAGAGACAAAGCUAUGCCAAUCGCCACCGGAUUGGACUGAUUACAUAUACUAUUUAAUAGCAGCAGAGGUCCUCCUCUUGCUAGCCCUGAUCACAAAAGUUUCGUACGACUAUUGGGUCUUCAAGACAGCUGGCUAUCUGCCUUGGCCAGCUAGCAAAAUGCCAAAACUGCCUUGCGACUGUCUCUGUGAAUCAUAGAUAAGCUAAACAGGGGAACUCUUUAUUUAUAUAAAUAUGUGAAUAGCGACUGUCGAAGUGAGUUUUAGAGAUUAGCUAAAGCAACAUAUAUAAAUAUAUAUAGAUUCGAAGUAGAUGGAAACGUAACAUAUCCAAUUGUCACUUGACCAUGACAGAUUACACCGGAUACCAAUUAGAAUGUGCCUUCUAUAAACAAUGUAUCUACUUUUAAAUAGCCUAUAUACACAGUUGUCAUGAAAUGUUAUGUAUCUGCAUUUUACGUGCAUUAUUUUAUAUGACUUGUAGUUUGAUGUUGAUCGUGAAUAAUGUAGAAACUGCUAUCGCACUUGAAACUGUUAUACUGCUAAACAUACAACAGAUAGAUUGGACAUCUGGAACAACUUUUUCAAUACAGAGGAUGCGUGUUAAAACUGCUGCAGAAGUGAGAGUUUUGGAAAUUGAAAAUUAAGAAUAAAGGCCAUCUCAAGUCGCCUUGUGCAGCCCAGCAGAAAUUAAGUUGGGUUGAAAAUUGGAUCUUGGUUCUUGUGCGGGUUCCAGACGCCCCAACUAUGCAUUGUGUGAUUGUAAUCAUAUAUAUAAAGAUCAAAUGAAUAUAUAUACAUAUAGAGUUUUAAUUAGUUGAUAAGACCUUGCAGGAGCAUGUAAGUAAGUUGGCCAUCUAAACACAAG